Molecule: messenger RNA, 1090 nt
Organism: Triticum urartu
Lineage: Eukaryota; Viridiplantae; Streptophyta; Magnoliopsida; Poales; Poaceae
Product: putative protein phosphatase 2C member 13, mitochondrial
Biological process (GO): protein dephosphorylation
Molecular function (GO): protein serine/threonine phosphatase activity; cation binding
Source: RefSeq, a predicted model, not a curated record
GGGACCCAGCCGCAGGAUGGAGGGUACGCCAGUGCGGGGUGGCAGAGGGAAGAUGGUAAACUUAAAUGUGGGUAUUCAAGUUUUAGAGGGAAAAGGGCUACAAUGGAGGAUUUCUAUGAUGUAAAACUAACUGAAAUUGAUGGACACGCUGUUAGCCUAUUUGGUGUAUUCGAUGGUCAUGGGGGGUCACGUGCUGCUGAGUAUUUGAAGGAGCAUUUGUUCGAGAACCUUAUGAAACACCCCAAGUUCUUGACUGAUACAAAGCUCGCUAUAAGUGAAACAUAUCAGAAGACAGAUGCUGAUUUCUUAGAAUCAGAAUCAAGUGCUUUUAGGGAUGAUGGUUCCACAGCUUCGACUGCGGUUUUAGUGGGUGGCCAUCUAUAUGUAGCAAAUGUUGGUGACUCCCGUGCUGUUAUUUCAAAAGCCGGGAAAGCUAGGGCACUCUCAGUAGAUCACAAACCUAACAGGUCCGAUGAACGCAAGAGAAUUGAAAAUGCUGGAGGUGUUGUCAUCUGGGCUGGUACUUGGAGGGUAGGUGGCGUACUGGCAAUGUCCCGUGCGUUUGGUAAUCGUCUACUGAAGCCAUUUGUGGUGGCAGAACCUGAAAUUCAGGAAGAAUUGAUUAAUGGAGAAUUGGAGAGCCUGGUUCUUGCCAGUGAUGGGCUUUGGGAUGCCGUAGAAAAUGAGGAAGCUGUGUCCCUUGCAAAAACAGAAGAUGUGCCAGAGUCUGCGGCCAGGAAACUGACGGAGAUUGCCUACUCUCGUGGCAGCGCUGACAAUAUUACAUGCAUCGUGGUGCAAUUCCACCAUGAUAAAAUUGCAGGAUGAGAUGGACUACAGCUGAUUUAAGGUUUCUCUGCUUCAGGCCUCUUUUUAUCCUGCAAGCGGAGUGGGGUUUCUCCCACAUCUAUUUUUGCCUCUGUGGCAACUGCUCAGGACUUCCUUCAUUGAUUCUUUCCUUUGUGUGGGAGACCUUUUCUCUUUUGAGAAUUGUAAUGGGAAUUUUUGGGUUUGAUGUAUCCAUGUCUAUGUCUGUACUAAUACUUGUUAUAUUUAAUAUAAAAAGAGUGAGUUACGGAGAUCCAACAAA